This is a messenger RNA of Colias croceus (clouded yellow), 1008 nucleotides long. RefSeq names its product cathepsin B-like. The record is from RefSeq and is a predicted model, not a curated record. Gene Ontology annotation, molecular function: cysteine-type endopeptidase activity. NCBI's taxonomy places the organism in Eukaryota, Metazoa, Arthropoda, Insecta, Lepidoptera, Pieridae. The transcript has a single exon. The coding region runs from base 16 to 939 and encodes 307 amino acids. Gene Ontology annotation, cellular component: lysosome.
UCAGAAAUCACCAAGAUGUAUAGCAUCGUAGUACUUCUGGCGUUCGCUUCUAGCGCUAUUUGCUUCAACCCUGAGAUUGACGAGAAGUUCCGGACACUUCCUCAUGACGAAUUUAUUAAAUACUUCAACAGUCAAAAUUUUACUUGGAAAAUCCAGAAGAACAAUGCCCUCGAUGAUAAAAUGAUUGAUUGUGUUGAGGUAAGAAAUGUUUCCCUCCCAGUGAAACCAAAUGUAAUCGAGACAUUUAAGUAUUUCCCGAAAAAUUAUGAUGCCCAAAAAAUGUGGUCUCACUGCUUUCUGGAACUCAUUGAUCCAAUUCAUAAUGGGUGUGCCUCAUGUUGGGCUAAUACCGUUGCUAACGUAGCCUCUAGUAGGACAUGUGUUAGAAAAUCUUAUGGUGAAGGCCGAUUCCUAUCAGCUACGGACUUCACUUGCUGUAAGGAUUGCUUCAGCAAAAACUACUGUAGUGGAGGUUCCCCUGAACGUGCAGCAUUGUUCUGGUUAAAAAAUGGACUGGUUACCACAAUUUGCAAACCGUAUGAUGAAAAGGUAAAUGACACAACAUGUAAACAAGAAUGUAUAGACGAGGACGUAUUUUACAAUGCAGAGAAAUACUUUGCCCAGCAAGUGUAUAUAAUGCCGGCUGAUGAUUAUCAGAUUAGAUUUGAAUUGUUUAUUCAUGGUCCCUUGGUGGCUACCUUCGCUGUAUACGAAGAUUUGAAAGAUUACAAGAGUGGUAUUUACGAACAUACUCACGGAAAGUUAAUUGGACAUCAUAGCGUCCAAGUGACCGGUUAUGGAGUGGAGAACGACGUUCCAUACUGGAUAGUUUCCACUGGCGCACAAUGGGGUGAUGUAAGAGUAAUGAAAAUUAAACGUUUCCAAGAUAAAUUAGGUUUCGAGAAUCAAAUGAUUUCUAUGAUACCCAGGUUUCAUUAAUACGUUGAUUUUAUUGAUGUAAUUAUCAUAACAUGAUUGUGGUUUAUUAAAGAAUUGUAACCGGCAUGA